GCGGAGGCCGGCCGGGGGGUGUGGAAAAUAAAAGGAAAAGUCCCCGCACCAUGUAGCCCCGCGCCCCGCUGCGCCCCCGGCCGGCUGCGGCCAUGAACGCGAGCGGCGAGGGCGCGAGCUUCCCCGGCGCGGUGCAGAUUCCAGGUGGCACCACGGUGCUGGUGGAGCUGACCCCUGACCUCCACAUCUGCGGCAUCUGCAAGCAGCAGUUUAACAACCUGGAUGCCUUUGUUGCUCACAAGCAAAGUGGCUGCCAGCUGAGUAGCACCGCAGGGCCGACCCCCAGCACGGUCCAGUUUGUGUCGGAGGAAACGGUGCCUGCCACCCAGACGCACACCACCACCAGGACCAUCACCUCGGAGACCCAGACCAUCACAGUUUCAGCUCCAGAAUUUGUUUUUGAACACGGUUAUCAAACUUACCUCCCCACGGAAAGCAAUGAAAAUCAAACAGCCACGGUCAUCUCUCUGCCCGCCAAGUCACGUGCCAAAAAGCCCACGGCGCCACCUGCUCAGAAAAGGCUUAAUUGCUGCUAUCCAGGUUGCCAAUUCAAGACUGCUUAUGGCAUGAAAGACAUGGAGCGCCACUUAAAAAUUCACACUGGCGACAAGCCCCACAAGUGUGAGGUCUGCGGCAAGUGCUUCAGCAGGAAGGACAAACUGAAGACGCACAUGCGGUGCCACACGGGCGUGAAGCCCUACAAGUGCAAGACGUGCGACUACGCGGCGGCCGACAGCAGCAGCCUCAACAAGCACCUGCGGAUCCACUCAGACGAGCGGCCCUUCAAGUGCCAGAUCUGCCCCUACGCCAGCCGCAACUCCAGCCAGCUCACCGUCCACCUCCGCUCGCACACAGCCUCAGAACUCGAUAACGAUGUUCCAAAACCAAAACCACCUUGUCCCCCCACGGCUGGCAGUGACACCCAGAAAGCCCCCAUCACGGCUCCUUCCUCGGAAUCCAGGGAACCAACAGCGACCCUUGGAGAGAGGACAUUCAACUGUUGCUACCCAGGUUGUCACUUCAAAACUGUCCAUGGCAUGAAAGAUCUCGACCGCCACCUGCGGAUCCACACGGGAGACAAACCACACAAAUGUGAGUUCUGUGACAAGUGCUUCAGCCGGAAGGACAACCUGACGAUGCACAUGCGGUGCCACACCAGCGUGAAGCCCCACAAGUGCCACCUAUGUGACUACGCGGCCGUGGACAGCAGCAGCCUCAAGAAGCACCUGCGGAUCCACUCGGAUGAGCGGCCGUACAAGUGCCAGCUGUGCCCCUAUGCCAGCCGCAACUCCAGCCAGCUCACCGUCCACCUCCGCUCGCACACAGGGGACACCCCCUUCCAGUGCUGGCUCUGUAGCGCCAAGUUCAAAAUCAGCUCGGACUUGAAAAGGCACAUGAUCGUGCACUCGGGGGAGAAGCCCUUCAAGUGCGAGUUCUGUGACGUGCGCUGCACCAUGAAGGCGAACCUCAAGUCUCACAUCCGCAUCAAGCACACCUUCAAGUGCCUGCACUGCACCUUCCAGGGCCAGGACCGCGCCGACCUGCUGGAGCACAGCCGGCUGCACCAGGCCGACCACCCGGAGAAGUGCCCGGAGUGCAGCUACUCCUGCUCCAGCGCGGCUGCGCUGCGGGUGCACAGCCGGGUGCACUGCAAGGACCGCCCGUUCAAGUGCGACUUCUGCAGCUUCGACACCAAGCGGCCCAGCAGCCUGGCCAAGCACAUUGACAAGGUGCACAAGGACGAGGCCAAAACGGAGAACCGGGCCCCGCAGGGCAGAGAAGGGCCGCGGGAGGGAGGCUCCCAGCACGUGGCCAAAAUUGUGACCCAGCGGGCCUUCCGCUGUGACAUCUGCGGCGCCUCCUUCGUCAGGGACGACUCUCUGCGUUGCCAUAAGAAGCAGCACAGUGACCAGAGCGAGAGCAAGAACUCGGACCUGGUCACUUUCCCCCCCGAAAGCAGCGCCCCCGCGCAGCUGGGCCCCCUGGUCUCCGUGGGGCAGCUGGAGGCAUCCCUGGAGCCCAGCCAGUGCCUCUAGCUCAGCCGGAGCCCUGGCGCUGUGGGGAACUGUGGGCAGAUAACCUUACUGCCCCUCUGGGGAGGCGCCAGGCCAGACUCGUGGCCACCCUGGCCUCCAGGGCGCUGCACCUGGUGCAUCCUCUGGGGCGGUGGCCACAGGCACAGGACAGCCGUCUCCAAGGGGACAUAGUCCCUCCGGUUUGCAGGACGGGGAUUUCCUUGGCACCCCCUUUAUCCAGAAAGGAUCGCUCCCUGUGGACCCCAUCCAUUUCCAAAACUGAGCGUCUCUGCUGGAAUGAAGCCACAGGGGAGACCCCGCCAAAUUGGGGGCUCCCCGCACCCAGGGCCUGGGGGCACAGACAAGGUCUGUUGCAAACCUGGGUGGGGGGAAGAGCAUUUGUCUUACACAUUUUUGUGUGGUUCCUUUUAUCUGUUGUCUUAUAAUAAGAAGGCGCGCUCGUUUGUGGAAUGAUACAGGAGGGACGCUCGCAGGUCACGGCCUGGGAGCCUCCAUCCCUGCCUGCAGAGGCUCCAUCCCGGCCUGCAGAGUCGGGGCGUUUAGAGCCUGUGCUGCCAGGUUUGGUCUGCAGGUGGCGCCAAAGAUUAAGCUAACGCCGGCUCAGCCUGCAACAACGUCGUGAAAUUUCUGCACAAACAGGACCCGGGUCUCCACCCGCCCCGGCUUCUGGGACACGGGAUGUGGGAGGCCAGCGCCUUCACCCCACUAAGAAUUGGUGUUUGCUGAGCCAACAAACAAAUGAGAGCCCACACCUCUUGUGAAUGUACAUUUUAGUUGAUCAAGACUUAGGCAAUGGAAUGCCAGUGGGGAUAUAAUUUAUCCCAAGUGGCUUUGUUUGUUCUACUUUGGCAUCUUUUCUUCAAAUACAUCGUUUGUUGAAUACAAAUUCUUGUGUGCCCUCAACACAUUCUAAGUAUCUGUGCUUUUAAAAUGGAUUCGAGAUUCAUUGUUUCGGUACACUAGAAAAGGAAGUGAAAAUUUUUUUGUAGAUCAUAUACAGGAGAGUAUUUCAUUUAUGGAAGAAAUAGCCAGAGACACCUACCUUAAAACAUGUAUUUUGCUGUGUGAACAAAUUUGACUCCAUUUAAUGUUGACUUCCAGGGGGUGAUGACACUGUCAGGUCUCUUUGUCGUAAGAAGACAAGGUGAAAAUGAAAGCAGAGACCCUUGAUGGAAUUAGUUGCAGCUUUGCAAGUAUCACUUUUUUCUUUAAGAUUUAUUUAUGUAUACAAGAGCAGGGGUGUAGGCCAGAGGUGCAGGAGGUGACAAGAUUCACCAGAGACAGAGUGGGGAGCAGAACAGGCGGAUCUACUGAAAUACACUGCUGAAGGGAGCAGCAGGUGAGUCAGGAGAGGUCUGCUGCGCCAUGUGGGUCAGCUCCCUGGCCGGGGAUCGAACUUGCUGCCGAUAGCUUCAUAGUGCUGAGACCAUGCACCACCAGGGAGGCCCCAGCAAGUAUCACUUUUGAUCAGGAAAUUGGCUACUGGGUGCCUGUGGGUUGUACAGAUCCUAGUGUCACCCCUACCUAUGUCAUUCAUCUUGUCAACAUUUCUGGGUUGGUACCAAAGGGUUGUUGACCUUCCAAGUGGUAACCCAUAGCUGGAAUUGGUACAAGUGUCUUGUGCCUGUGUUGGUACAGUCCUGGGGGUAACAGGAGAGAUCGCCGCCUUGUCAGGAGGCAUUUUUAGCAGCUGUAUGGACUUCAAGGAUCUUAGAUCCCUGUUGAACAAAGAUCAGCACAAAGUUUCACACCAGAUAUUAAAUAUUCAAGGCUACAUUGGGGGGCUAUUGCUCCUUAGGGACUACUCUAGUUCUAGCCCAAAAGCAGCCAGAGACUAAGGAAAAGCAAAUGUGUUCAUAUUCCAGUACAACUUAAAUUGCUCAGGAAGUAGGGCGCCCACUGCUAACCUCGGCUGGGAGACGAGACUUAAGGUGCAGGAAAUUCCCAAAUAAAACUGGGAAGCCGUUGUAGAGUGAAGCUGACGCAGUGCAAGAGAAGCCGAGAUUCACCACCAGCCUCUGCGGCGUCCUGACAUCUGCACGGGGAAACAAUGUUUGCAGGCCCUGGGCCACGGGGCGGUGUACUUUCUAGAUGUUUUAACAGUAAAUAAACUGCACCAAUAAAGCUUGAUUUACAAAAAAGCAGGCCAUGAUGGUGGAGGCCUGAGCUCAGUGAGCUCGAGCAACAGGGCGAUUGGUCAGUGGGGAUCUUGCAGGAAGAGAAAUGAUACUGAGCUUCCUGCACUGGUUCAAGGAAGGUGGUGCUUCCAGCAACAUAGAUGCUGGAGACGGGAAAAUGGGUGCUUUUGAUCCUUAUUGAGAUCAGCUAUAAGAUUUCCAGUGAAGAGUCUGGAAAUCAAAGCUGUAUCUCUGUAAGAGUCCUUGCCUUCUAAGAAUUAUAGAGUGUGAAUUUGUUCCUGCAGUUUCUUGCCUGAAGUGCCCAUCAACUUGGUGACCAGAGUCCUCCCUCCACACUGCCCUCUACUAAGGGUGUCCCCUGUGUGUACUCACUCCUCCUGGGUGCCAUUGAGGACGGAGAAGCUGACCUGGGAUUCAGGCAGGGCCGUGGGAGAGGCAGGCUGGAUCUUAUGUUUAAAAUUCUCACAUUUUCUUCAGGGUGGCUUCUUGCAUUACAUUAGGUUUGGGGAAAACUAUGAAAAUAUUUGCCUUAUUGGAUGAGAUGUGUGUGGAGGGAUUGCUUCCCUGUGUUCCUGCCUCUUGUUCAAAGGUGGAAAUAAAGCUUGAAGGUGAAGAAACUUUGAGACAGAGUUUCACACACAGGUCAGCUGAGACCACAGCACUUGCCUG
Molecule: messenger RNA, 4843 nt
Organism: Talpa occidentalis (Iberian mole)
Lineage: Eukaryota; Metazoa; Chordata; Mammalia; Eulipotyphla; Talpidae
Gene: ZFP64
Product: ZFP64 zinc finger protein
Exons: 9
Coding region: 93-2036 (647 amino acids)
Biological process (GO): regulation of gene expression
Cellular component (GO): nucleus
Source: RefSeq, a predicted model, not a curated record